This is a messenger RNA of Eimeria maxima, 912 nucleotides long. RefSeq names its product meiotic recombination protein DMC1-like protein, putative. Gene Ontology annotation, molecular function: ATP hydrolysis activity; ATP binding; ATP-dependent DNA damage sensor activity. Bases 1 to 912 code for a protein of 303 amino acids. The record is from RefSeq and is a predicted model, not a curated record. Gene Ontology annotation, cellular component: nucleus; condensed nuclear chromosome. Gene Ontology annotation, biological process: DNA recombinase assembly; reciprocal meiotic recombination; DNA repair. The transcript has 8 exons. NCBI's taxonomy places the organism in Eukaryota, Apicomplexa, Conoidasida, Eucoccidiorida, Eimeriidae.
AUGAGCAUUUCAUCGCGAUAUGAUCCAGACGACCGUAAGCAGAAACGCGUCGAUUUUACGUCAUUUUCAUCACUAGUAAUGUGUCAGAAAAAAGAUUUGGCGCUUGUUAAAGGGCUUUCAGAGGCGAAAGUUGAAAAGAUCGUUGAAGCCGCGAUGAAGUUGGAGUUGUGCAAUUCUUUCAUCAGCGGUGGCGAACUGAUAAACCGGCGAGCCAAAGUGGUGAAAAUAACGACAGGGGCACCACAACUUGAUCAAUUGCUAGGAGGAGGCAUUGAAAGCAUGUCUAUAACCGAAAUCUUCGGAGAAAAUCGUUGCGGCAAAACGCAAAUAUGCCACACACUGUGUGUGACAGCUCAGUUGCCUCGGGAGAUGGGCGGUGGCUGUGGGAAGGUUUGCUAUAUAGACACAGAGGCGACAUUUCGGCCAGAGAAAAUUUGUCUGAUUGCUGAAAGAUUCGGAUUAGAUGGUGCAGGAGUUCUUGAUAAUAUUAUGUAUGCUCGUGCUUACACAACAGAGCACAUGCACCAGCUAUUUACGGUCGCUGCAGCAAAGAUGAGCGAGGAGAAAUUCGCUCUUCUUCUCGUUGACUCCAUAAUGGCGCUGUUUCGAGUCGAUUACAGCGGCAGAGGCGAACUGGCAGACAGACAGCAAAAGUUGAAUAAAAUGCUCAGCAGUUUAACGAAGAUGUCAGAGCAAUACAACAUAGCAGUUGUCUUAACAAAUCAAGUCAUGUCAGACCCUGGAGGUGGACUGACGUUCGUUGCAAAUCCGACCAAGCCGAUCGGAGGACAUGUGCUCGGCCAUGCAUCCACCACUCGACUGUCACUGCGGAAGGGCAAAGGGGACCAGCGGAUAUGCAAGGUGUACGAUGCCCCCAAUUUGGCGGAAUCUGAGUGCAUAUUUCAACUGUAA